Aegilops tauschii subsp. strangulata is the source of this 736-nucleotide messenger RNA. NCBI's taxonomy places the organism in Eukaryota, Viridiplantae, Streptophyta, Magnoliopsida, Poales, Poaceae. The record is from RefSeq and is a predicted model, not a curated record.
AUGGGUAGGGGCGGUGCCGAGAAGCCAUCGGAGGAAGAGGUCAUCGAGCUAGAGGUAAAGCUGACUGCCGGCUGGGAGAGACGGCUCGACUUGCCAUCUGACAAGACGUUCUUGACUCCUCAUCGCCAGCAGGCCACCCAAGACGGCCACCAGGACCUCAACCUGCCUCCCACGGCAUCCACCACCGAUGUCGUCACCACCACCUCCGCGUUCUACACACUCGACAUGGUCCGCGAAGCACUAGAGCGCGCCGCCGCCGCGCGUUCCACCACCUCACCGGACUUGUCGUCCUCCUUGUUGGCGUCCACCUCAUCCUCGUCCUCCUCCCAGGGAAAGCGCAACCGCUCGCCGCCUUCAAGCACAGCGCCAUCGGCUGCAAACCCGACCAUCCGCACGUGCGUGUGCCCGUCCUGCUUCACACACGAGCUCAUCGCCGAGGCCGAACCCUGGUGCCCGCGGUGCGGACCAAAGGUGCCGCUGCUCCCCAGUAUGCCCGCCGCCCACAACAGCAGGAAGAAGCCCAGGAUUGACCUAAAUGCUGAAGCCGAUGAGACCGAAUGAAUAAGAAAAGAUGAAAGACAAAUGUUUUUUUAAUUUUUGGAAAACUUUUUCAUGUAGUCAAUUGGUUGGGGUAGCAGAAGGAUUAGGGGUUGCAAUAGAAUACCAAGGAUUUGGGUCUCAUGCCCCGGGCCAAACCCUGGGGGCCUGGGUCCUAGAUCCACCACUAGGAAGGAGC